AUGCUACUGCCCAACUCCGGCUUCGCCAAGAAGGUGACGCGCCCGGCCGUCGUCAACACGAUGCCGGGAACGCAACUGGCCGUGCGCCUCGCGAUGCAGCAGAACGCCACGCCGGUUGCUUCAGCAGCGACGGCGGCAGCGGCGGUUUCAGCGGCCCUUCCGAGCGGAGACUUCGAAGAAGUACAAUCGCCGGCUCACGCCAGCACCGGUAGCGCGGUGGCGGUGGGGGCCGGUCAGGCGGAUGCAGCAGGGCUGGUGGCGGUGAACGCAAGCGCCGACGUACCCUUGGCUCCCAUCCUUUACGGAGACGCAUUGCUUGCGGGGGGCGGCGGUGGCAGCAGCGGACGCGGCGGUGGCGGUGGGGGCGGCGACUCUGCAGGGGGCGCCCCAGCCAUCAGGAGUGGUGUUGGUGGCGGCCUGGGCGGCGGGGACAGCGCCGGAGGCGGCAGGAGCGCCGCCAGCGCUGCAGUCCUCCGACAAAUGAGCGCCGAGGUACAAGAGGCGGUAGCGACGGCAGAGUGCAGGAGUGCGGAGGCGGUCAGCGGAGGGGGAGGAGGAGGCGGAUCUGAGGCAAGCGGCCGGGCAGGAGAGAGGGCCGUUGGAGAUGCCGUUGGAGGAGAAGGUGCAGGCAUGGGACUCGAGAGGCUAGAGGGUCGGUAUGGAGCCAUCGACCACCCUCCCACCGGACGGCGCAGCUCUUUGUCUCCUCGCGCACACUUGGAAGGGCUCCUGCAGGGCGCCACCGGCGACGGAUUUGGGGCCAGGGCACUCUUGCGCUCAGCCCCCGCGGUGGCGGAUGCCGUCGAGCACGCGGUGGGUGCGGCCGACAUUUCGGUUUCUAACGCACCCUCCCCGGCGGAUGUAGCAGCAGCAGCAGCAGGAGCAGCGGGCCCGGUGGGCUCGAACAUCGGUCCGAUCCCAGCAAGCUCCAUCUUUGCCGCAGUUCCAGUACCGGAGAGCGGCGACGGUGCAGGCUUUUCUGCCCCCUACUCCGUCGGAAGCCUCGGCAGCGAGGAAGGGUCGCCGGCGAUGGGCCUAGUGACAGAGGAGGCGGCGGAUUGGCUGACGCGAGAUUGGCAACAUCCCCGAGGCGGAAGAGGAUGA
Ectocarpus siliculosus is the source of this 1104-nucleotide messenger RNA. Lineage: Eukaryota; Phaeophyceae; Ectocarpales; Ectocarpaceae. The record is from the annotation of a GenBank genome assembly.